Molecule: messenger RNA, 741 nt
Organism: Lodderomyces beijingensis
Lineage: Eukaryota; Fungi; Ascomycota; Pichiomycetes; Serinales; Debaryomycetaceae
Source: the annotation of a GenBank genome assembly
AUGGCAUCAUCAACAGACGAAACUCAAGCUAAGCAACACCCACUCCACAACGCAAUCAAAGAAGGAAACACCAAGCUUGCCGAACACUUGAUCCAAACUGACCCCGCGCUACUAUACAGCAAGGACGAAGACGAGCGCACGCCGCUCCACUGGGCCUGUUCGCGAGACAACACCCACCUAGUCCGCUACAUCCUCGACCACACCCCAUCAAAGCUAGACCUCGAUGAAUUCACCGACUCGAGCGGAUGGACACCGUUGCAUAUUGCUGCUUCCAUUGGCAACGUUGAGAUCCUUAAUUUGCUAAUGCAUCACGAAGUCGAAGUUGAUGUUGAUGCCGUGACCAACACCGGCACGACGCCGCUUCAGUUGUCGAUUUCCAAGCAGCACUUGCCAUUUGUGCGUGCUUUACUCGGGGAGUUUGGCGCCAACGCGAGGAAAAAGGAUAAGUUGGGCAUGAGUGCGCUCCAUCGUGCUGCUGCUGGGGGAAACUUGGCGUUGGUGCAGGAGGUUGUUGAGCAUGGUAAGAAUGUUAAUGUUAACGCCAAGGAUAACCAAGGUUGGAGCGCGUUGCACCAUGCGCUCGCUGAGGGCAAUGGAGACGUGGCUGUGUGGCUUGUGCGGGAAGGUGGUGCUGAUGUUAAUUUGGUGGAUGAUGACGGGUUGAAGCCUGCGCAAGUUAGCGUUGAUGAGAAAGUAGGGCGGUAUUUCUUGGAGCAGAUUGGACAGCCAUUGGCUCAGUAA